UCCAUGGUGUCAAGCGCCAGCUGGUGAUGACGUAAAAUCCUCGCGCCGGGACGCUCUGCUUUCUGUUACUGAAUUUUUCGCAUCUGUUUGUUCUUUAAUUUUUCCCUUAAAUAAAAGUACCAGAUAGAAAACAAGGGCUGCGAUAUUUACUUUUAUUUACCUCUCCGCUCUCAGCCCGUCCCCCGCGUCAUGUCAGAGGAUGAUGAUUUCACGUUUCAUUCAAUGUUUUCCGACAAAGUGUCGAUAAAUAACAAUGAUGGUUUCGUGUCCCCGGACGGACUUUGCUGGGUGUCGGUGCUGUCAUGUUUGCUGCUUGCCUGCUCUUACGUUGGGAGUUUAUAUGUGUGGCGGAGCGAACUGCCCAGGGAUCACCCGGCUGUUAUCAAGAGGCGGUUCACCAGUGUGCUGAUCGUGUCGGCACUAUCGCCUGUCUUUGUGUGGGCAUGGAAACAGUACACUGGCGUCAGGCCAGGACCCUCUCUGCUGGCCCUUAUGGGUAUUCGGCUGGAAGGCGUUCUUGCAGCUGCCACUUUGCCUCUGGUACUCACUAUGGCUCUGUUCCUGGGGCCCCUGGUUCAGCUGGUCCUGGACAGCCCCUGGGGUCUUGUUGAUGGAAUUAAACUGGGUUUUGACCCCUGGUUCUGGACGCUGUGCGUCAGCGACAUGCGCUGGCUGAGGAACCAGGUGGUGGCGCCGCUCACGGAGGAGCUGGUGUUCCGGGCGUGCAUGCUGCCCAUGCUGGUGCCCUGCGCCGGCCCCACCACCGCCAUCUUCGUGUGCCCGCUCUUCUUUGGCGUGGCCCACUUCCACCAUGCGAUCGAGCUGCUGCGCUUCAGACAGGUGUCUGUGUCGGGGAUAUUUCUGUCUGCAGUGUUCCAGUUCUCCUACACUGCAGUCUUUGGGGCCUACACCGCGUUCAUCUUUAUCAGGACAGGGCACCUGGUGGGGCCGGUGCUGUGCCACUCCUUCUGUAACUACAUGGGUUUCCCGGCGGUGAGCGCCGCCCUGGAGCACCCUCAGCGCCUGCUCAUCGUCUCCUGCUACCUGCUGGGCGUGGUCCUCUUCCUGCUGCUCUUCUUCCCCGCCACUGACCCCUUCUUCUACGGCUCCUCCCCCAUCUGCAGCCUGGCCGGCGGCCAACGGGCCAUGUGCUCCUGACGCCCGGCCACGCCCGCCCGCCUCGGCCCGGCCACGCCCACCUCCAGGAGAUGGCAGAGUGGAGGGGUGCUCAGCCAGCAGGGGGCUCCACUUCCCCUCAGGUCUUCAGUGUUGUCCUCUGUGAGAACUCAGGCUUCUCUCUCUCUCUCUCUUUCUCUCACUCCCUCUUUCACAGUUUCUCUUCCUCCCUUUCUCCUGCCUCUAUAUGGCCAGUCUGAACUCAAAAUCUCAUCACUCACCUGUUUACACUCCUCUCCCUAUUCCUCUGUUUACCUCUCUUAGUCCCUCUUUUUAAUUCUCUCUCUCCCACUGUCCUCUUUUCUGUCGCUCACUCGCACACUCCUCUGUCCAGAACUUUUCCGCCAUAGAAACUUGAAGCUUGUCUCUUCUUGAGCUGAUCGGGUUCCGCCACGCUCAGAGACUGAGUUUACAUAGCCCUGCACCACCCUGUUACUGCACAGUUCUGCCCUGCUACUGCUGGGUCAGGGGAGAGUGGAGGACAGGGAGUGUGUGAAGUCAGGAUCACUGCGUCUUUGAUGAAUGUUGUAUACAGCACAACAUUUUUCAUACUUUUCAUUGUUAUAUUGUGAAACUUUUCAACACCUCAGAUUCUUACUACAGUGCACAAAUCAGGAAAGUUUGAUUAAAAAUGAGCAUGCUACACUGAGGGACCCGUGAAGUAAUACCGCAAACCCAAUCAUUCCCAUGACACCUACACAAAAAUGACACAUUAAGAGAGAGAGACAGAAGCUUCACAUUGAGCAUCACUGGAGAUUAAAGCAAUAACUACAACUUGGCCUGAUCAGGGAUUGCUUUUGGUAAAACAAAGGUGUAUUUGAAUGAAGAACUGGCCUAUGGCUCGAUUUGCGAAAUGUGAUUUAACCUUCUCUCCAGUUUUUAUUUUGUGUUAUUUAAAAAAGAGAAAGUAAUUCAUCUUAUUGUUAAUUGUGUAGCAUUAGCAUAGAGUUUCCUGUAAGUGUUGCAUAGACUAGGAUUUUUUGCAGACUUACCCCUUGAUGAUUAAUUUUCUACAGAGCAUAAUUCUUGGAAUAGGCAACAUCAUUAUUUUUUUAAAAACCAAAAAGGGACAUCUGUGCCAGCAAAUAAGACAAAAAGUACUAUAAGCUCUAAGAAACAGCAGAUAUGCGGGUAUUGUGCAACUUGCAGUUUUAUUUUUCAUUUUUUAAAACGCAGUUUUAAGGUCAUUGUGCGCAGUGAUGACCCUUUCCUGUUGUCUCCCAGACUGCGGCUCUUUAACCCCCUCAGCCACACCCGACCACGCCCUUUAGACCAGCAGAGAGCAGAGCGAGUGUUCCGCCUGAGCGUGUCUGCCUGCGAUGGCCGUGUUCCAUACGAAUGUACCGACAAACAGCGGCAGUGUUCUGUGUGUCCCAGUGCUCAGUGUGGUUCUGUUCCUCAGUCCCUCUGACUGAGCUUUGUUGCAGGUAGCAGGUUCAUCGUCCAGCCUUUCAAGUCAAAGGGACACUUGUUUAAAAUGAAAGCACUACAUCUAACAUUGUAUAGAAUCAAAGGGACGCUACAGCUGAACGAGUGUUUCAUUGUUUAGAAUCAAAGGGACGCUACAGCUGAACGAGUGUGCCUUUGUUUCAAAUCAAAGGGACACUCCAGCUGCACGAGUGCUCAUUGUGUCUAUUCAAAAGGGACAAUACACUGAACACUGGAAAGAGUUCCAUGCUGAUGGUAGUGUGCGCAUCCAGCAGGUGGCGCUGUAUGACCGGUAUUGUAAUAUUGAUGUGGGCGGUGAGCCCCAGCAGCAGAAGGAAACAUGAGACACUCAGGGCUUCGCUGGGGCCUGUCUCCUCUUCCUGGUCACCCAGUCUGCACAAUUAAAAAAUUUUAUUGGUUAUUUUUUCUGACCAUGACACGGACACCCCUUCAUUGAAAAGCUGUGGUUUAAAAAAAGUCAGGGGGGGAUUGCAUUCAGCCGGUCUCUUUCGCAUUUCGUCCGUUGAGGGCAGUUUCCUUGUUUGCGUUUCCGCUCUAGCGCACUGAGUCGCACGCUAACGCCCGUCUGGGGUGAAGUGUGUCCGCCGUGGCCGCCUCGAAGCGCUUGCACCAGGGUUAACUCGCUCCCGGAGCGCUCUGCUGUUUCUGUCCAUAUCCGAGCCUACUGACGUUCACGUCAACUAUAAGGUGCAUACACUGUACAGCCGUUAAGUAUGGUACGUCUACAGAAAUAUAUUUUUGCAAAUAAGUGUUAUUUUACAGAAAAACCUCGGGAAAACAGUGAAGUACUUUAGGCUUUGGGUCAUGGCUUUUGGGUGUUUUAGGCUUUGGGCCAACCUGUUACAUUUACCGCACACUGACGAGUUACUUAAAAAGAGUUUAAACGCCACUGGACAGUAAUUUAAUUAUAAUUGUUAUUAUUUUUAUUUAGUUAUUCCUUUUGCAAAAGAUUAUGUGGAUGUUUAUAUUACCAAUGAAUAUAUUUUGUAAUGAGAUCUAUUUUGAUGACCUGAAUUGAAUGUUUUGAAAGCUGAUGUAGGUGCAUGUUUCUGUGUUUACAUCAUGUGCAAUUUUGGGACAAAGACUUUAACAGUGUUUUAUGACAAUCUUGUAAGGGACCUUGAUGUAUCGAUUUAUUCUUAAAAUCCCGACAGUUUUCAUAAAUAAAUGGGGUUGAUUUAA
Anguilla rostrata (American eel) is the source of this 3807-nucleotide messenger RNA. RefSeq names its product CAAX prenyl protease 2-like. The transcript has 8 exons. Gene Ontology annotation, biological process: CAAX-box protein processing. Bases 190 to 1158 code for a protein of 322 amino acids. Gene Ontology annotation, cellular component: endoplasmic reticulum membrane. Gene Ontology annotation, molecular function: metalloendopeptidase activity. The record is from RefSeq and is a predicted model, not a curated record. Lineage: Eukaryota; Metazoa; Chordata; Actinopteri; Anguilliformes; Anguillidae.